UGAAGAAUUUUCAAAUAUUACUAGAAAAUCACCUGUUAUUCUACUGUAAUGAAUGCUCGUGAAAAAGACGAUAGCCUAGCCUUUCUAACCUCCAAGGAUUGUAUGUGUCAAGUUGACAAACGUAUUGUGAGAUCAAUCUGCAGAAUGGUUGCUCAUGGUAUCGAGUACCUUUGCACCCACAUAGGGCAGUGUAAAGUCGUUGAGAUUGCUUUCUGCAUAUCCGUUUUAGCAUUAGAAGGAGGAGUUUGGCAUGAAACUGUGUUAGAUGGUCUUUUUGCAGUUGCUAUCGCUGGACUGAUUGUAUCCCUCGCCUUGUUAAUACUGAGCAUUUUUUUGGGAUACACACUGGAUUCUUACCUGGUUUGUCAAGCAAUACCUCUUUUACUUCUUGGUAUUUUAUCUGUGGUUUUCGGUAUUUAUACAGCGGUGGAAUAUGAAGAACGGAAAGAUACGUUGCUUAUAGCAGGAAUUUUUGGAUUUGUGACAGGUUGUGUCUAUAUCAUAGACGCAUUUUUAGCUUUUAAAAACUACUACUGA
Molecule: messenger RNA, 537 nt
Organism: Acanthoscelides obtectus
Lineage: Eukaryota; Metazoa; Arthropoda; Insecta; Coleoptera; Chrysomelidae
Source: the annotation of a GenBank genome assembly